UGGCUGGACUUGAACUACGCAUGCGCGAGUGAUGACUAGCUGGCUGCCGCUGAGGACAGACGGCUCCUUAGCCAGAAGUUAGGUUACGCUAAUGAAAGUUUCUUGCUGCGUGUUUUGAUUUGUUUGAAGAUUUAUGAAAGAAAUGGCUCCGCGUGUGGACUGAGCACUGGAGAACCUUCUGCUCACCCAGCUCUAUCGAGUCCGUGCCUUUGCACGUCUGCCUGAACUCUCGAGUUUCAGAGCUGUCAUCGCGAGAGUGCGAGAAUCGGCCGCACUGUUGGACAGUUCCCUCUCGUCUAGUCGCUGGGGGAGGAACUUCUCGGACGCGAGCGCGCGUGCGCGCGCGAGGCCCCGCCCUCCUCGCGCUGUCCACAUGCUGCCCGCGCGCCUGGCUUGCGGGCUGCUCUGCGGGCUCCGGCGGGGCCCCGCGCCGGCCGCUGCGUGCUACGGCCCAGCACGGUGGCUUCUGGAGGGGAAGUGUGAGGUCCCCAUCCGCCAGCGUGCAUCAUCCUUGGGCCGUCGGGUUCCCCCGAGCUCCACGGCGACCGAGGACUAUGCAGAAGGCCCGGACACGGAGGAACGCUUUCUGUUCCCGGAGUACGUCCCGGAGCGGACCCCGGAGGAACAAGUGCGGGAGUUGCAGGAGCUGCGGGAGUUGCAGCAGCUGCAGCAGGAGAAGGAACGAGAGAGAUUGCAGCAGCGGGAGGAGCGGCUUCAGCAGAAGCUGCGGGCGGGCUUCCGGACGCUGCCUGUCCCGGAGUUUCCAGACGCCUCGGUGCCGCCCAGCGGCAUCUACUGCUCGGGCUGCGGAGCCGAGCUGCACUGCCAGCAUCCCGGCCUGCCGGGCUACCUGCCGGAGGAGAAGUUCCGCGACGCUGCCCAGGCGGAAGGCGGCCCGGCGCGGACCGUGUGCCAACGCUGCUGGCUGCUGGUGCACCACGGACGAGCCCUGCGCCUGCAGGUAAGCCGCGAUCAGUACCUGGAGCUUGUGAGCGCAGCGCUGCGGCGUCCCGGGCCGGCUCUGGUGCUCUAUAUGGUGAAUCUUCUAGACCUGCCGGACGCCCUGCUGCCCGACCUGCCCAAGCUGGUGGGCCCCAAGCAACUCAUCGUGCUGGGGAACAAAGUGGACCUGCUGCCCCAGGACGCUCCCGGCUACUUGAAGCGGCUGCGGAAGCGGCUGUGGGACGAUUGCAUCCGCGCCGGGCUCGUGGUGGCUCCUGGUCAUCAAGGACCACAGUACCCUGCCGGGGAUGAGCCACUGGAGGAGAUAAAGAAUCAGAAUCCGUCCUCCAGGUCCCGCACGGUAGUCAAGGACGUGCGACUGAUCAGCGCCAAGACGGGCUAUGGAGUUGAAGAAAUGAUCUCUGCUCUUCAGCGCUCCUGGCGCUACCGUGGUGAUGUCUACCUGGUGGGCACCACUAAUGCUGGCAAGUCCACUCUCUUUAACACACUCCUGGAGUCUGAUUACUGCACCGCCAAGGGCUCCGAAGCCAUCGACCGGGCCACCAUCUCCCCCUGGCCAGGCACCACAUUAAACCUCCUGAAGUUUCCUAUUUGCAACCCGACUCCUUACAGAAUGUUCAAAAGACAAAGAAGGCUUCAAGAAGAUGCGACCAAAGCUGAGGAAGAUCUUAGUGAGGAAGAACAAAGUCAGCUCAAUCAACUGAAAAAGCACGGCUACAUAGUAGGAAGAGUUGGAAGAACAUUCUCGUACUCCAGAGAACAGGACGAAGUUCCCUUUGAGUUUGAUGCCGACUCCCUGGCCUUUGACAUGGGAAGUGAACCAGUUGUGUCUGUGUGCAAAAGCACCAAGCAAAUAGAGCUAACCCCAGAGGACGUGAAAGACGCCCACUGGUUUUAUGACACCCCUGGAAUUACAAAAGAAAGCUGUGGAAAUCAGUCAGCCUGGUUCACAGUUGUGGCUUCCAACUUCCUUCCUGUUCAUAUUACUUCCUUGGACAAGGCAGAUGCUCUGUAUGAGAAACAUGCAGGUCACGAGCUACUGCUGGUUCCAAUGGGUGGAAAAGAACGAAUGGCCCAGUUUCCCCCUCUUGUUGCUGAAGACAUUACAUUAAAGGGAGGUGGAAAAUUUGAAGCAGUAGCUGAUAUCAAGUUCUCCUCUGCAGGUUGGGUUGCAGUAACACCUUAUUCUGAGGGCACGCUGCAUCUCCGAGGUCACACACCUGAAGGGACUGCUCUGACUGUCCACCCCCCUGUCUUGCCAUAUAUCGUUAAUGUCAAAGGACAGCGCAUGAAGAAAAGUGUGGCCUAUAAAACCAAGAAGCCUCCGUCCCUGGUGCACAACCUGAAGAAGCACAGAUGAGUGAGGCAGACAUGGGUCCCACUGGGCAGUGAGUACUGAAAUGUGUGAAAUGUACUAAACACAAAAAUAAUAAAGACACGCAAAAACUUAUUGUUAAAGAUCUUAAAAAGUCAAGUUUUUUAACUAUUUGAGACUAUGCUUAUAUAAUAAUUAUUUAUAAAUAAAAAUCUUUCUUUCUUA
This is a messenger RNA of Mus musculus (house mouse), 2503 nucleotides long. RefSeq names its product nitric oxide associated 1 (gene Noa1). NCBI's taxonomy places the organism in Eukaryota, Metazoa, Chordata, Mammalia, Rodentia, Muridae. The transcript is spliced from 6 exons. The record is from RefSeq and is a predicted model, not a curated record. The coding region runs from base 374 to 2323 and encodes 649 amino acids. Gene Ontology annotation, biological process: mitochondrion organization; mitochondrial small ribosomal subunit assembly; RNA folding. Gene Ontology annotation, cellular component: mitochondrial inner membrane; mitochondrion; matrix side of mitochondrial inner membrane. Gene Ontology annotation, molecular function: RNA folding chaperone; GTP binding.